AUGACUACGUCGGUCCGCUACAAUGAUUUCCACCUAUCACCGCCUCGGGAGUACUUCCUGCCCAGCAACCCCGUGAUACGACCAGGUGACAUCACUAGGAGAAGUAUAUCCCUGGCUGAGGUGGUGAAUAUGAAGGAAAAUCAUUUGGCGGCUGAAAAGAAGAGUCAUGAGAAAAUUCUGGAGCAAGACGCCCUCACGCGGUUGCGGUGUGAGAAGACCUUCGACGAUUUGAAGCAAACGAAUAUACGAUGCCAUGAGCAAACGGAGAAGGUGAACCGACGGAUAGAAUCGGUGUUGGCUGUGGAGCCGCGGCUCAGUGAUAAUAUUAGGAGGCUCGAGGAGCGUUGUGAGUAUCUCGGGAAGGAGCUCGAGGUUGCCAAGAAGGAGAAAGUCGAAGCCCGGCGACAAUUCACCGAAUGCCAGGCUCGUAUCGAAGCGGAGGUUGCUAUAAAGCGAGCGAGCGAACGUGAGGUUUCUGGCAAGGAGUCCCUCAGGCGGCGAAUUAUCGAGAAAGAUGUUGCGGCCAGACGGGGGGACUUGGAGAGGCGGAAGAGUCAGGUUCGGCAUGAGAGGGCUAAUGUGCAUCAAAUUGACCGGAAAGUGCAAGGGCUGGCAAAGACGGAUAUAAAUCUGUCGAGUCUGUCUGCGGGGUCGAUGAAGACCUGUUUAGAAAAGGCGAGGAACGAAUUCUCAUUUUUGCAGUCACAAUUGGUGGAGAUGGAGCUAGCCUGGAAGAGACUCCCAGAGGAUCGGGCGAAGCUGUUCUUACAAGCACAGGAGCUAGCUCCCGAGGUCCGCAUAGACACUCCAGUUUGGUCACCCCGGCAUGGGGGGAGUGUGGCUAGAGUAGGGAGGCAUGAGAAGGUGGUGGAGCACGAAAAGCGAGAGGCGAUUGAGAAAGCUAUUCGGGAGACCUGGCGCAGAAUAAAAGGGAAACAUGAUGAAAUUGCAGAGUUGGAGGAAGCCAUUGGUGAUCUUGGCGAGGAGGAAUCAUCAGAACAGGAAGAGGGCUCGCAUGUUAUUACGGGUGACGUUUUUGCUGUGUUGCGUCCGCCAGCGUCAAGUGAUGCUGAAAAUGCAGCUAAUAUGGUUAAGUCUCUGUGA
Molecule: messenger RNA, 1104 nt
Organism: Perkinsus marinus ATCC 50983
Lineage: Eukaryota; Perkinsozoa; Perkinsida; Perkinsidae
Product: tropomyosin, putative
Exons: 12
Coding region: 1-1104 (367 amino acids)
Source: RefSeq, a predicted model, not a curated record